GUUCAGCUGUCCACGACGACACAUUGCAGUUGAAGAACUUCAGCUGCAUAUGUUGUUGAUCCCACCUACUUUUUUCAUUAAUUAAAGGCAACGAAAAUGUUGCCUCUUCAUGCACAUGACAAAGAAUACCGUCCAGGAUGGAAGAUAAAGGAGAAGAUCGGGGGAUGGUUGAGAUUAAUCCUUUCCGACCAGACCUCAAGGAAUCUGUUCAUGUUCCUCUUGUUGAAUCUCUCCUUUGCCUUUGUUGAGUUAUUAUAUGGAGUGUGGACCAACAGCCUUGGUUUAAUAUCAGAUUCAUUCCACAUGUUCUUUGACUGUACGGCACUGUUAGCAGGAUUGGCUGCAUCUGUGAUAUCCAAGUGGAGGGCCAAUGAUAAAUUUUCAUACGGUUAUGUGAGAGCAGAAGUGAUGGCCGGAUUUGUAAAUGGGCUGUUUCUACUAUUUAUAGCAUUCUUUAUAUUCUCAGAAGCUGUUGAGAGGGCAUUUGAACCGCCACACGUUCACCAUGACAGGCUUCUCCUCAUCUCGGUGCUAGGUUUCAUUGUCAAUAUCAUAGGCAUCUUUGCUUUUCAACAUGGUGGACAUGGUCAUUCUCAUGGAGGUGGAGACAGUCAUGGGCAUUCUCACAGCUUGUUUGGUUCUAGCAGCUCAGAUACAGGACAUGGCCACAGUCACAACAAUGAAAGUCAUGGUCAUGGUCACAGUCAUGGUCAUGGUCAUGGGCACAGUCAUGGUCAUGGACAUUCACACGGAUUAGGAAAUGAUCAAGACUGUCAUGAUAGCCAUGCAGUGGCUAAACCCAAUGCUUCACAGAAACAGAUCAUGCAAGGUGUAUUUCUUCAUAUACUGGCAGACACCCUGGGAAGUAUAGGGGUCAUCAUUUCUUCCCUAUUAAUAGAACACUUUGGGUGGAUGAUUGCUGACCCUAUAUGCUCUAUAUUUAUAGCUGUUUUAAUCUCAGUCAGUGUCUUGCCAUUGCUUAGGGACUCUGUAGGUAUAUUAAUGCAGAGGACUCCAAGAGAAAUAGAAAAUGAACUACCAGGAUGCUUUCAUAGAGUGAGUCAGCUGGAGGGAGUAUACAGUUUACAAGAACCCCACUUCUGGACACUAUGUACUGAUGUAUAUAUAGGAACAGUCAAAGUGGAGUGUGCUCUUAAUGCUGAUAUAAAAUAUAUCCUGAGUUCGACACAUAAUAUUUUCACCCAGAUUGGUGUUCGACAACUAUAUGUGCAAAUAGAUUAUGCUCCAAUGUGAGCUGCAUCAUAAUGUGCCAAUACCAGAAACCACACAGCUUAGGCUUAGGUGACACAGUAUAAUGAGACAGUCAGAGGAAUGGGCAUUGGAGUUCAAGAUUGCUACUGGACAGUUUGCCCUGGUUUAUUGUAUUGUUAGGCAAAUUACAAUGCAAAAAGAUCCAAGUAAUGUGCCAGAACAAUACGUAUGUGGGUAAAAAAAAUAUCUGUGACACCUAAAUAGUAAAAUUAAGGCAGGCACAGACAUACUGUUAAUAAACAUCAGUGGGUGCUUCAUUGUGUGCCAAUGCUUCUUGUCAGAGACUGGAUUCACACUAUGUUGUGGAUCUAUGCUUAAAUGGGAUAGUGCCAGCAAUGCCAUAUGUUUACCAAGAGACAGUACCCAUUAGCUGUUUUUAAGCCUCUUCGAUGAACUCUAUUUUUCAAUGCAGAGCAGCUUUAUGUCAUUUGGAUGCCAUGUCAUGUUUUGUCAAGCAUUAUUAUGUUGUUCUUCAUAUUUUUGACUGUGUUGCCAAUCACAGAGAAAACUGUAGUAACAUUAAGGCACCUUUGCUGCUACUGACACGAUUGGCCACAGUAUUUUUGGGACAAAAUGGAUAGCAUUCAGCUUCUGCAGUCUCUUUAACCUUACUCUCCUGGUAAAUUAAAUGGUAGAUUUACAAAAUCUUUUUGGAGGAGUGUCAGAGUAGAACUAUGUAGCUUGAGAAGCUUAAUAAAUAGCACAAACCAAAUAUGUGGAACUUUUUAAUGGGAUUUAUGUUCUGCUGUUUCAGGACAUUAGGUCAUUAAGUAUAGCAUUAUCAAGUUCUAUAUAUAUCAUUAUGUAAUGCCACUGCCUUGAACAGGUGUCACAACCUUGGCUUAUAGGCACUGAGAUACUCUCCCCAUGCAAGGUCUUGCUGAGAUUGUAUAUGUAUACGUAUAUAUGGGUACAGCUGCUUGAAAAGUAUUUGCAUUUCAAAUUGUAUCAUAAGUAUUUAUAGACUGGACAGCAAACCUAAAGUAUUUUUCUAGUCCAAAAUAAAGGUGCUUCAGUGAAUAAUGGAUUAUUAGGUAGAGUGAAAUAAGCACAUUGUUUAGUUAAACUAUAAUAAGUUUUUUUAGCUCUUAGGUCCAGUGUACCAAAUAGCUUGCAGAUUAUUGUAUAGUUCAUGUCAUCCUGAUGAACAUACAUUGGCUGAAUUUUUAUUUAUUCCUUUUGAUUUAUCCCUUAAUGACAAUGCUUAGCACACCAUACACUGUUCCUUGAUACAUAUUUUGUGGGAACAGUCACUGGUUUGAGUUUUAAAUUAAGUGCAAUUUUUGUUACUUUUUUCUGUGUGGAAUAUAUUAUGAUUAGUUAUUAUUUGGAUGUGAUAAUUAGAAUUUAGGUACUUCUAAGUGGUGAGGGGCACAAUAUAUGGUGGGGUAAUUUGAUCUCCUAGAUCUAGGUGCACUUCUUUUUUUUCUAUUUUUUUUUUAUUAUGCAUUGAUGAGAAAAUCACAGCAAGCUAUAUUUUAUUAGACUUUGUGCAAACCUACCUGUUUAGGUAUUUCAAAACAUCUAGCAACAAUCUUUCAAGACCAACUUUGAAAAAUGAAUAAAAUGGUUACUAUAUAUUUCACAUUUCAUGACUCACAUUUGGUAGUUUACUGUAAGACAAAAUGUAUAUUUUUUGAAUGAAAAUUCUCAGUACUUUGAAGCAUUUUAAAAAUCAAGUGCUUUUAUAUGUUGCUGAAGAAUCUAUUCCAGCAACAACAACGUAUUGAGGUCGUCAUUUUAGGUUAUUUUAGAAUAAUAUGUUUGGAAAAUUCAAGUUCCUGUAAUUCAUUAUUGUUUGCAUGUAUCAUUUUGUAAUACUGUCCAGCUGUAUUUGUAAGGUGCUUCAAAAGCAUUUAUAUCUGUUUGCACUCGUUGGAUGUGCCUGUUAAUGUAUAACAAUAGUUUUAUUUUGGACUUACACAGAAGCUAUUAUUAUUGUUCAAUUAGAAAAAAAUAAUGCCACAGUAUUUGAAGGUAAAAAUAAACAUGCAUAAACUGA
Messenger RNA from Lingula anatina, 3274 nucleotides. Its product is annotated as zinc transporter 7. Lineage: Eukaryota; Metazoa; Brachiopoda; Lingulata; Lingulida; Lingulidae. Gene Ontology annotation, cellular component: cytoplasmic vesicle; Golgi apparatus; membrane. Gene Ontology annotation, biological process: intracellular zinc ion homeostasis; zinc ion import into Golgi lumen. The record is from RefSeq and is a predicted model, not a curated record. Gene Ontology annotation, molecular function: zinc ion transmembrane transporter activity.